Lachancea dasiensis is the source of this 1092-nucleotide messenger RNA. The record is from the annotation of a GenBank genome assembly. NCBI's taxonomy places the organism in Eukaryota, Fungi, Ascomycota, Saccharomycetes, Saccharomycetales, Saccharomycetaceae.
AUGGUUCUGUCCUAUUAUAAAGUCUUCCUUUUUACGUUAUGUCCAGCAACAUUGGUCGUGGGGCACUUGAUUUCAAGGCAAGUAACGCUAGUUGUCGAUAAGGACAGUUGGUUUAACAUUUAUUUCGUCAAGCAAGGCUGGUUCUGGACUAGCCUUGUAGGUUGGUGGUGUAUGAUCAGAUAUAGCGGCUUUGGCCAGCGUGGCAGCUGGAGACGAACCCUACUGCGUUACAGCGUUUUAACCGCCUGGUGGAUGCUUUUUACACAGUCAAUAUGGUCUGAAGCUGCCCCUUUGAUGGAUCUGGUUUUUACUGCUACAGGAGGCCGCUGCAAUUUUGACGUUUUUGAUACCUCAGGAUCCUUGCCAUGGCAAAUAAACGAGAAGUUCCAAGAUACACUGUUUCGAAAGCAGUCGAGUUUGAGAAAAAUAUACAAGGCUCUGAAGGGAUCGUCAACUAGUCCUUCGUCGAUGCUUCAGAAUGCUGUCUCUGAGAUUGAAUACUGGAUAUCGGAAGGAAAGGAUAAUUUGAGAAACAUAGAGGUGACACCUUCCCAAAUAAACAACUACAUUGAUGAAGCUCUGCAUUCUUGGCGGAAAAUUAAUUCUUCUAAUAUAUGUAGAUCGUUGGGAGGGCAUUGGAUUGGGGGGCAUGAUCCUAGCGGUCAUAUUUUCCUUAUCACGUUGAUGUGUAUGUUUUUACUUGGAGAGCUUCAAGUAAUUGGUAGGAAAGCCCUAAGAAAAAUGAGGACCGAUGGCACCUAUUGGCCGUUAGUUCAAUCUCACCUCAAAAGUUUUCUGAUGCUAGAUCGUUUAAGGCAGCUAAUUGCUGAUCCUCCCACAACUUGGAAACUACUUCUCCGCCAGGUUGGCACCGACGUUUUCAAAAAUUGCGAACAGAUCAUGAUCUUCUUAGCCUUAACGCUAAAAUAUUUGGUCUGGGACAAUCCUGUGGUUCUGCUAGUGGCCCUCAUCUUCAUGUGGUGGUGGAGCUUUCUGAUAACGACCAUUGCAUUUCAUACGCUCUCAGAGCAAAUCAGCGGUCUAUUGUGCGCAUACAUUGUGGCGGCAAUCGUCUAUUGGAAACUUAUAUAA